CUUCAAUUUUUUUUCGAUUUUCUUGGCAUCAAAACCACCAUUUUUAAGUUUGAAAUCGUUCACAAGCAGGCGAGAAAUGACAACUGAGAAUAGAAUUAAUGUCGUAGCUGCGAAUAGUUGGAGAGUGAUACUACAACUUAUAGCUAACAGUGAACAGAAAGCUAGCGCAACGAAGCCUAACGUAUGAAGAAUGAGAUUCCGUUCACUCCGAAUUGAUUACCGGGCCGAGGCGAUCGAGGUCUUGCGAGAAGAAAGGCAGCUUCGGCAGCAACGAAAACAAGAACGACGAAGGGAUAAUGAUGGAAAUAAACGAUGUGAUGAUUCAUCGAUAUCUAUUUCGCAUCAAAGUCGACCGAGAAAAAAACGACGCGUAAUCCGAAUAUUCCACGAGGCUCUGGAACCGAAGCCGGAACAACGAUGGCACAAACCCGAACAAGAACGAGACAGAAAUGACAACAAGAAAGAAGCGGUUUUGAGGUUGCCAUUCUGGAUCUCCACUCAAGUCAAUAAUGAUAGCGAUAAAGACAGCCUCGCCGUAAGUGAUACCAAAACGGAUACCAACCACUAUCCGAAGAAAAUCAAUGACAAUGAUUACGAACAUAACGAAUACGAACACGAUGACGAUACAACAAUGGUGAAUGUCAGGGACAAUUGCAAAGUCUUCUGUCCCACUAUUCGAAAUUACAAUGAUGAUUGUGCGGUAAGCGCUUGUUUCAUAUGAUCGGAAAUUGAAAAAAUCCUCAUAUCCCGUGCCAAACUCUCCAUCUAAUCGAAACGUCGGUUGUAUUUCCUUUUUGAUUGAUUCAUCCAACUCAUCUUUCUCUUUUUACAUUGUUCUAAUGAUAGACGAGCGAUAUCGACAAUUUGUCGAUCAAGAACAACCAAAAGGAAGACCGACCAUAUGUGGUUGGUACGGGGAACACGUAUGCCACCAGCAUCACCGCCGCUACUUCGAUUGGGAAAAGCCACUACCCUCACCCCGUACAGCACAAGAUAAACUAUAGAAUUUUCUAUAACACUCCUUGGUUGCUAAGCUUGGUGUCUUCGAUUCGAAGGCAGGCCAAUCGAAGGCGUAUAGCAUCCUAUCCAGCUGGUGAUGAUGAUGACAAUCGCCGUUCUUACUUAUAUCCUCGCCACCGCUGCCGCAGAAGCAUGGAAUAUGAGUCUUUGACCAACGAAUCCUUCUUUAACUUCUAUCGAAGAAUCCAGCAGUGGACCAUCGAUAGAUCAAUCCUAUUGACAUCUUACGAGAGAAACACGAAACUUUUCGAUAAGAAAUUGUCCAUAAGAAGUCGCUUACAUACCUUCUGCGAAAGACAUUCGACGCGGCCUGGCAGCAGCAGCAGUAGCUGCCGCUAUUCUGGAGCGAUUUUAUUGCCUCCAAAUAUCAACAACGCUUUGAAGAACGGGUCGCAUGCAUAUACGAUUGGGUCCAAGCGUCCUCGAUGGGAAGAUUGGAAGCAAGAAUUGGGUGUCGUUACUACAUUUCGUAAUACUAUUGCUGGUAGUGAGACUCUAGAUGGUGUUUCCGUCCCGGGCGAGGAUAAUUGCGAUGGAGGGAACCUAUGUAGCAACUGGAGGUAUCUCAAUUCGCGAAGGGAACAAAAUCCACUUGUGACAAAAAUGAAUUCAUCAUCGCCAUUGUUGCCAUCACCACCACAUCCAUCGCCGGAGUUGUGGAAGACUGCAAUGAUGACUGUCCAAGCCAUUUGCACCUAUCAAAAACAAGUGCUUCAACAAAAGCAUGCCUUGCAUCGAAGGGAAGAGUCAGAGUCACCAAAUACCCAUGCAGCUUUUUCAGAAGCUGAAGGGACACGUCACCGGACGCCUCUGAUUCAUAAAGUUCCAGCAUCGACGGGGUCAGAAAAUAUAUCAGCAAGGGAACAAACUACAUUGCGACUUUCGCCAAAUGGUAACCGAGGACGCAGAGGCGAAUGCAAGCAGCAGCUGCAAAACACAAUGGUGCAGUGGAAGCAAAUUGACAGAACAGACUGUACUAUUAACGACGAGAAACGAUCUCCAUCGCCAUUGGGAAAAUGGGAGGAGCAGAUCACAACACCGACAGCGACAGUGGCACCAACAAUAGCAACGAAAUGGCCGUUCGAUAACAGCAUUCUAUUUCUAUCCGCUCCAAAUUGGCAGAAAGAAAAUGUAGUCUUUGGCGACAGAAAUUGUCACGAAGAAGAAAAAAAAACCCGAGAACCUGCAGUCGCAUUGAAUUUUUCCGAUGACGUCGAAUAUAUCGAUAGCGAUGACUACGAGCAAGGGAAUGGGAAAAAUUCCAAACCCAACGCCGCAAUCGAAGGAUUGCUCGACGAGAAGCCUUUGGUUAUGGGAGAAAAAUAUACGGAAAGGCGGCCCAGGACAAGUUCCUCGGAGCACUAUCAAGGCUUCACCAAUAAUAGUACUACGGAAAACAGUUGCAUUGCUUGUAAUGGUGACGAAAAGGAAGAACUCUCAAACAUACAGGAGCAUCACCACACAGUCAAGGCGAAAGAAAAAGAAUUGACAUUGUUGCAACGAUUCGGUCUAGUGGCAGAAAACAAUAUUGGGGGCAACUACAGCGCAACAAAGAAUGAAACCACAAUCGCACGAAAGCCAUCACCUAAACACAAUACUGCCGUCGACGACCGAAUCAACGACGAUGCUGAUAACAACGCCAAUGCACAUUGUCAAACCCCUCGCUGCAACAAAGAUAUGGAGAUUCCACCAUCCGACUUCAACGAUGACGAGACUUCUCCCUUCGAAUUUCCAGUUUGUUCGGAUCAAUAUGAAGAAGAAGAUGAUAGAGAUGAGAACAUUGCUAGUUCCAAACGAGGAAGAUUGGAGCACCAUUCUUCCUCUCCAACUUUGGAAAGAACUUCUCGUCGUGAUCCGGAAAUCAAAAAUAGACAGAAGAGAAGAAAGAAGCGGAGACGCACAAAGGAGGAGAAGAAAAUGCUAAGGAAAGAAAAGCGGGCAGAAAAAAGACGGAAUAAAGGAGAGAAAAAUAGCAAACCGCAGCACAAACACAUGCGCCAAGAUGUCGCUAAGAAGAGCUCCGAAAAGCUGGGGAAAAAUGGCCUCAUGAAAGCUAACAAGAGAGAGGAUAGCGAGAUCGAAAUCGAAGAACUUGAAACUCCAAAAAAGCUUGAAGAUAUCACGCCCGAACAGAUUACGGCUAGACAACGCAAUCCCGAGCAUGUCCUCGAUGGUACCAAUCUAUAUAAGGACAACAAUUUUACUAGUCCCCUUCGAACAAAAACACAGUUCAGCGACCUGCAAGGUGCAACCGGCAAGAACAGUAAGCUAUUUCGAACCCCUCAGAUGGGAUUGAACGGCGACAAUUCUGACAAAGAUAUUACAGGAGAUGCUUCCAACGAUCCAUUUUAUGUUUCACCAGAAGAGAUUGAACAUAUCACUGAAAGUUGUGAUAUUAAUGACCGAAUGGGAAUCAGCAACUCCGACAUAACUGAAGUAGCAGCUAAUAAUAAUUCGCCAGUUCGUGUGUUGUGCUCGGAAACAUUUUUCGAAAACUUCGGGGAAGUGAUUGCAGAAUUAGCUCGAGGCAUCUUCGAUGGAAUUCAAUCUAUGGAAAACAUGCCAAUCCAUUUCACUGACACUUACCUGAUGGACACAUGCGGCGUAGAUAUAGAGACGCCGUUUCGGGGAGCGAUUGUGGUUUCCACGCUGUCUCAGAUUCAGACGUCUGGACCAAAUGGCCUUCUCCAAAACUUUUUGCCAAAAAUCGUUGAGCUUGUCUCUACCUCACGAUAUCGCCACAUUACAAUCUUCCUUUGCAUCGACACGAAGCUCGAUACCGACACAUCUCAAGACAUUUUGCGACUUCAAACCGCUUUCUUGUGCGACGCAGAAUAUUCUGCGGAGCGAACAACCACGAGUAUUCAACUGACCUCGCGAGCAUGCUUGGCGGCAUGCAUCGCAAAGAAUAUAGUUUGGAACAGGAGUAGAUUUGAUUCAAAUUCUCAUUUCUCCGCAAUGUCAAAAAUGGACCACUGGCUAUCGGAUCAACGAGCUUGUCAACGGCUAAAGUUCUUGAUGAAUAUUAUUCCGACAUUGUCCGUGACCGGAGCGUUGCACUGGAUAGAAUCGAGACAGAGCCCAACCCGGCCCUCCACGCAAACCGAGAGCGAGGACGAUAAGUCUAUGGCAUGGUUCCAGCAAUGCUUUGCACGUGUUGAGGAAGAAAGUAAUUAUUUGAAAUCAUUGUUGCCUUCAUCGAAACACCCAAAAGAAAUGAUGCAGCUCCACGAUUUUAUCAGCCCAUACGUUGCGUUACAGCUAGUGACAGUAGUGGGUGCUCGCCUCAAUACUACCAAUUAUUUCUAACAUUUUCAAAUCUUUGAGUAAUAAAAUACGCAAAGAUUGAAUCAAACCAUUUGGUAGAC
Pseudo-nitzschia multistriata is the source of this 4388-nucleotide messenger RNA. NCBI's taxonomy places the organism in Eukaryota, Bacillariophyta, Bacillariophyceae, Bacillariales, Bacillariaceae. The record is from the annotation of a GenBank genome assembly.